GAGCCAGCCGGUCCCGGGCAUCGCAGUGGGGGCCAGCCCCGGGAUUGCUUCUUUCCUCCUGGCAGCUCUGAUUCCCCCGCCGGGGUCCCCUCUCCUUUCGUCCUCCGUCCCCCCACUUCACUUUUGCUUCCCACCAGCCCGUGGCAGGAAUCAAGGUCAAGAGAGAAGCGGGAUCCCUCCCCGCCUUGGCGGAAAGACGGCCGGCGUCCCUCGCCUGCCGCCGAGCAGAGGAAUUCGAGGCGACCCCGGCAGAAGGGCGAGGCGCCGGGGAAGCGGAGGCUCCCGCAGCGAGCCCCGUCCCGGCCGGAGCGCACGCCCUCUCCGCCUCGCCCCGCCACCGACCGGCGCCCCACCAUGAAGACGGCGAUUUGGCUGACCUGGACCGCUGCCCUGAGUUACUUUGCGCACACAGGGCUGGCAGCAUAUUUCUUUCAACAGCCCAUGGAUCAAGUGAUCGUGUCUGGUCAGUCGGUGACCCUGGCAUGUGUGAUCAUGGGCUACCGUGGCAUGGUUCAGUGGACCAAGGAUGGACUGGCCUUAGGGGGAGAGAGAGACUUACCUGGCUGGUCCCGCUACUCUAUUGUAGGAGAUGCCUCUGCCGGUCAACACAACUUGCGCAUUGACAAUGCUGAACUAGACGACGAUGCUGUUUACGAGUGCCAAGCCACGCAAGCUGCACUGCGCUCCCAACGAGCCAAACUUACUGUACUCAUCCCCCCCAAUGACCCUGAGAUCCACAAUGGUCCCAUCGUCCAUGUCAUAUCCAACAUUCCCUACAACCUUUCCUGUCACGCAGCUGGAGCCAAGCCAGCUGCUGAAAUCACCUGGUACCGUGAUGGGCAGCGGCAAGAGUCAGCCAUUUACUCCAAGUCCCUGAUGGAUGAUGGCAAGCGGGAAGUGGCGGUCAGCACCCUCCUCUUAAUCCCAAGCAGUCGAGACAUGGGCAGCUCCUUCACCUGUCGUGUCAGCAACCCUGCAGCCCCUGCUGGCAAGCAGACCUCAGUCACUCUUAAUGUGCAAUAUCCACCAGUUGUAAUCCUGUCAGUACAGCCCCAGACUGUGCCUGAGGGUGGGAAAGUGAGUUUUCUCUGCACCGCAACCUCCAAUCCUGAAGUGACAGGUUACCGGUGGGCAAAAGGAGGCGUCCCCAUUCCAGACGCCAAUGGUGACAGCUACGAGGCCACCGUCGACCAGUCUUUCUUCACAGAGCCCGUGUCGUGUGAAGUGUCCAACGCCGUGGGCAGCACCAAUGUUAGCACUCUGGUGGACGUCCAUUUUGGACCUCACCUUGUCUCCCAGCCCAAGCCCCUGACAGUGGACAUCGGCUCAGAUGCCUCUUUUACCUGCACCUGGACGGGGAACCCGCCUCUUACCUUGGCCUGGACCAAGAAAGGAUCCAGUGUGGUGCUGAGUAACGGCAACACACUACAUCUGAAGGCAGUGACGCAGGAGGAUGCCGGCGUUUAUGUGUGCAAAGCCAUUGUGCCCCGCAUCGGAGUGGCCGAGAAAGAGGUGGCUCUGGCUGUGAAUGGUCCACCCAUUAUCAGCGCUGAACCAAGCCAGCAGACAGCAGUGGGGGCCAAGGCCCGGCUGGAGUGCUUUGUGGAAAGCAUCCCACGCCCCGACAGGAUCGCGUGGGCAUGGGGCGAACGGAUGCUGGAUGCUGGCUCCCUGGAUCGUUUCACAGUGGACACCGUAGUGACUGAACAAGGGGUGCUCUCAGCUCUGCUGAUCGACCCAACCCACGAUGAUGACUUUGCACUUCCCUACAACUGCACGGCUUGGAACCGCUUUGGCGCACGCUCCGUUGCGGUCAGCUUACGUCGCCAAGAGGUCCUGUCUGUCCUGAUGCUGGGUGCUCUGGCUGCGUCAGGAGUUGUUGCUCUCUUGCUCUUAGUCGUCUUUGUCUCUCUCUGCUAUCGACGCAAGCGCUGCGGUAAAGCCAAGCGGGGAACGCAGCUGUCUAAGGCAGAUAUCCUCGUGCAGAUCACCACAAGUGAGAGCAGCCCCAGCAGGCCCAGUGAGGUUGAAGAUGACGGCAAGGAGCCUAUGGCUACAAGCAGCGAGUCUCCAGCCACGUCCCACACUGAGCACAGUGAAAUCCUGGAGGAUGACGAAGGGAGUCAGGAAUUGAAGGACCCCACCAAUGGCUACUACAAGGUGCGUGCCCACGAGGAACCAUGCUUGGGGAGCAGCUUUUCGGAAUAUACGCCGGCCCCCCGGCCCCUGUUUGGGCCAACGUCCUUGUACCCGUCCACGGGGCCGGUGCAACCCAAACUCUUUGAGUACACCCACCGCUACACCUUGGGCACCCCCAGUUCCCGCUCCGCAUACGACACCACCCACGAACGGCUUUUCCCUCCAGAGAACAUAUACAGUGGGGCAGCUUAUCUCACUGCCCCCUAUAGCCGGGCUUUCACCAGCUACGUCAAGCCGAGCAGCUUCGAGAAGGCCGAGAGCGGCUACGAGCAGUCCGACCAAGCCAGCAAGGCUUCGGGCUGCUCCCGUUUCUCAUACACGUCCCUGUCUCAGCAGUCUGACUAUGGACGCCCCGCUCAGCAGCGCAUGCAGACCCAUGUAUGACGGGGCCGCUCGCCUUCCGAACUCCUUCCAUCUUCGGUGGGAAAGAAACGGGAGCGGACACUCGCUUUGGGGAACUGGUUCCGAAUGGUAAGGGGACAGUCUUGACGUCGAUCUCUUCCUGAGGACCCCGACAGUCUCAACUUCUGGAGAGCUCAACAGGGGGGCUGGCCAAGGGUUCCACUCCUGCAGCCAAGAUGGCCGGCCUCCUGCUUGCCUUCUUCGGACUGGAACCGCUUCUCCUGGAGCUGCGGAGCAAUUGAGAGACAGUCUUUCUUCAUGUCAGGCCGUGAAAGUGGACCCAGAAUGGCAGGAAGUUCUCCCCUUGGUCUGGACCUGACACUGGGGGGUGACUCAGCCUGUAAGAAUCCAGAUUUCACAUGGUGGCCAAGCUUUCGUGGGAGAUCAGCCAUAAGUGUAGCUUACCAAUCCAAUUAUGAUCAAGUUGCCUCAGCAGUGGGACUGACUGAUGCGCCACCUUGACUCCCACCCCUUCCUGCAGUCGCAUGAUUCUGGGAAAUCUUUACGCAUGGGCCCCAGUGCUUGUAUUUUCAUU
This is a messenger RNA of Candoia aspera, 3136 nucleotides long. It is a transcript of the gene KIRREL2, whose product is annotated as kirre like nephrin family adhesion molecule 2. The record is from RefSeq and is a predicted model, not a curated record. NCBI's taxonomy places the organism in Eukaryota, Metazoa, Chordata, Lepidosauria, Squamata, Candoiidae. Bases 355 to 2583 code for a protein of 742 amino acids. Gene Ontology annotation, biological process: cell-cell adhesion. Gene Ontology annotation, cellular component: cell-cell junction; plasma membrane. The transcript is spliced from 15 exons. Gene Ontology annotation, molecular function: cell adhesion molecule binding.